UCCUUCCCCACUCUGCAGAUCAGCUGUGCACUAGGCUAGUUGCUAUCUGAGCUGACAGGCCAUCCAAGACAUAGCCUUCCUUGGACUAAGGCUGCCCUCCUGGCCCAGCCUCAGGAGGAGAUGCUUUCAGUAUGGCUCCUCUACCAGUGGAGUGGGCUGCAGAUUUCUUAGCACUCGGGGUGCCUGGAUGGACUGGUGCUUGGAGUCCUGAGGGGAGGGGCCCCACUGGGGUGCUUCUGCAGAGUCAGCAGGGAAAGGAGGCAGAGCUUGGGGGUGGUCAGGGCCUGAUCGGGAGCAUAUAAGUCCGGGGUAUCUCAGCUUCUCUUCCCACCACUACUGUCCCACAACACGGCUUUUUGGGGGCAGAGGCAGGGAGCAGCAUUGGAGGAAGAUGGAAACAGAGAUGAAUGGUGACAACGUCUACUUUUACACAGAAAACCAGAGUGUUUCCCUGCACCCGCCAGGUCCGGACUCCUCAGCAGUGGCUCCCGCAGCCCCCAAGACUUCCAGGCUUGCUCAGGCCACCCUGGCGUUUAUAAUUGUGACCAUUAUCAUCUCUAUUAUUGCUCUCUUUAUUAUGGUUCUGCAGAACCCAAGAUCUAAACCAGGAGCCUAUGCCUCCUCCCAAGAGUAUCCAGGAGACAACACUACUGGGCAGUUACCUGUGGAACCUGACAAUCCCUACCACUCUGGUAGGGUGGCAGAGUUGCAAGAGGCUAUCCAGAUGUUUAAAGACCACAUGGAGAAUUCCAGCACCUGCUGCUUGGAGAUCCAGAUGUUGACGUGCAGGGUGGACAAUGUCAGUUCUCAGAUCCAGAUGCUAAGAGGUCAUCUGAAAAAUUCCUGUGCUGACGCUCAGAUGGUAGAAGGCAUUCUAAAAGAUGUCCACACCUUGAGUUCCCAGACCCAGAUGUUAAGGAGCUCCUUGGACGGGGCCAGUGCUGAGAUCCAGAAGCAAAAGGGAGAUCUGGAAAAAGCAAGUGCCUUAAAUUCCCAGACCCAGACUUUCUUAAAAAGCAGUUUAGAAAACACCAGCCUUGAGCUCCGUGUAUUAAGUGGAAGCUUAGAAAAUGCCAACACUGAUAUUCAGGCAUUGAAGGCAGGGCUGGAAAUGGCAAACUCCCAGGCCCAGGUGGCAAACAGUAGUUUAAAGCAUGCUCAUGCGCAGAUCCUUGUUUUGAGAGGCAAUCUGGAUAGCGUCAAUGAUUUAAAGGCCCAGAGUCAGGCUUUAAGAAAUAGCUUGAAAGGAGCCACUACUGAGAUUCAGAAGCUAAAGGGAAGCCUACAAAAUGCAAAUGCUUUAAACACCCAGACUCAGGCCCUUUUAAAAGGCAGUUUAGACAACAGCAGUGCUGAGAUCCAGUUAUUAAGAGGUCACCUGGAAAGCGCUGGCAAUGAGAUUCACUUGUUAAAAAAAGGUUUGGAAACGGCCACUGCCCAGACCCAAAUGGCCAAUGGCCGCCUGGAACAGACAGAUGCUCAGAUCCAAGUAUUAAAAAGAGAGCUGGAAAAUGCCAAUGCCUUAAAUUCCAAUAUUGAGGCAUUAAAUGGUCAAUUGAGAAAUGCCAGCAGAGAGAUACAGACCCUAAAACAAGGAAUGAAGCGUGCUGAGGCCUUAAAUUCUAAGACCCGGACGUUAGAGAGCAACCUGCAGAAGGCCAGUGCUGAGAUCCAGAGGUUUAAAGGAGAGUUAGAGAACUAUAAAACACUAACUACCAAAAUCCAGGAGGCAGAAAGGAACCUGAAGACCCUCAAUGCAACCUUUGCUUCAGAGAAGCAGCUACAGAAGACCAAAAAUCAACUUCUCCAGCUGAUCCUGCAUGGCUGGAAGGCCUACAGCAGCAACGUGUAUUACUUUUCUAAUGACAAGAAAUCGUGGCACGAGGCUGAGAAGUUCUGUGUGUCCAAUGGAGCCCACCUGGUCUCAGUGACCUCUGCGGAGGAGCAGGCAUAUCUGGUACAGUUCAUGAAAAACACCUACCACUGGAUUGGCCUCACUGACAGCGGAAGUGAGGGCUCCUGGCGCUGGGUAGAUGGGACACCAUUCAAUUCUGCCCAAAGCAGAUCGUUUUGGCACGAUAACCAGCCAGACAACUGGCGGCACAAAGAUGGGCAGACUGAAGACUGUGUCCAUACUCAGCAGAAGUGGAAUGACAUGAACUGUAACUCCCUCUAUCAGUGGAUCUGCAAGAAGCCUAUCAGCCAGGAUGUGGCCUGAGGCAGGCCGUAAAGGAGAAGUCACUGCCACUGCUAGCUCUGGGCCCUUUCCACCAAUGAUGUCCUGUGAGCCUCUGAACCCAGCCUGUUCUCUGGGGCUUUCCAUUUGUGUUUCUUGCUCUAUACUUUUAUUUCACCCUUCAAACAUGCUUACCUCAAGUGACCCAGUGGCACUGACAGCUCCUCAAGGCAAGAGCCUUGCUGUGCCUCUGUAUCCCCCUCAGCAACCAGCACAGGCCUGUCAGACAGCGGGUCCCAAGGGUCUCAAUAAAUACUCAUUGGAU
This is a messenger RNA of Hipposideros armiger (great roundleaf bat), 2501 nucleotides long. It is a transcript of the gene CLEC4F, whose product is annotated as C-type lectin domain family 4 member F. The transcript has 7 exons. NCBI's taxonomy places the organism in Eukaryota, Metazoa, Chordata, Mammalia, Chiroptera, Hipposideridae. Bases 392 to 2218 code for a protein of 608 amino acids. The record is from RefSeq and is a predicted model, not a curated record.